Molecule: messenger RNA, 1584 nt
Organism: Fimicolochytrium jonesii
Lineage: Eukaryota; Fungi; Chytridiomycota; Chytridiomycetes; Spizellomycetales; Powellomycetaceae
Exons: 5
Coding region: 240-1541 (433 amino acids)
Source: RefSeq, a predicted model, not a curated record
UUUUUUGACGCCGAGGCGGACGUCGAAAAAUCAAAGCUCGAAGAGAUGAAAGUGCUUCUGCAAGACAUCUAUCCAAGCAAAUCUAUGACCACCGGGUGAGUUGCUUUUACCGUUUUGCUUGCCUUGUCGGAACCUCACACCUCCGACUCGCCAGCAGCCAUGGUGCAAGGGACACAAAUGGAACCUGUGCCUUCGAGACCACCAAUGCAUUCCCCAAUCCGGCUGUUCCCUCGGUCACCAUGCCCGUACCUGCGGCCCAACGCAACUCGGUCAAGUUUGAGGUUUCUCUGGGACAACCGAAUGAAGCCCGGCCCUUCAACUCGCCCGCUGGGAACUCUGCCGACGAUAAAGCCGCCAGUAUCGCCUCAACAGAUAUGGACACGUUAAAAGGAGCCACUGUCGACCCCGCCUCGGCCGAUGCGGCAGUCAAGCCUCCCAGCUUGGCGGCAGCGUAUUCCACUCCGCAGACUAGUGCGUACCACCUUGGUGGUCCGGGCUCUCCUCACAUGCAGGUUUCUCAAUGGCAUGGUUACCCGCCCUAUUACUCCCCACAUGUUUCCAUAACAGUUACCACGAACACUGUCUCUGAUGACAAGGCGCACCAAAUGGACGUUCCUUCGAUGGGCGGAUCGGUCGCCGAUACCUCUGUGACGAGUAAGGCUGCACAUGUCCUCUCGACAGUCGCGUCGGCGUUCGGGUCUUCGGAUGCUGAGGCGGAGGAGUCCAACCCCCAAAGCGAUACCUACUACUUCAUCGGCAUCGGUGCCUUGACAGGAUUUCUCAUCGGAUUUAUCAUCCUGUGCAUUCGAAUCGACCUCCAAGCCCUCAUUAGUGCCCCUGUCGGCGGUACCCUCAUUGCGGCCGAUGGCGCGCUCAUCAAAGCCUAUUUCAAUAAAAGGGAGCGCGACCGACAGGCAAAGAGGGCAGCAUUUCAGAGAGCUCUUGAAAAGAUCUGCGACGACCCGGACGUACGGAUCUUUUUCCAGCUUAUCACUCGGGGGAAAAUCCCGCCUCUUGCGGGAUGCAACGAUUGCAAUCAUUGCAACAUUGGAAACUUCCACGAAUGUCCGAAGGCAGAGUGCAAGUUGGAGAACCAAAUUCACUUCGAGCAUCCCCUUGGGACACUGGGCCUGAAGGAUAUCCGGAGAAAUUAUUUGUUCAUGGAGGAAGACCACAUGGCGGACAGCAGGAUAAGCAAACUUCGAGCUGCAUGCGUAAAGGCCGUUCGCGUUUUUCACUUCCAGUGGCUGGAGCUAAAGAAAGAUAAGAAACUUCUGAAAGAGGUUGUCCGUGAAAGCAAUCUGGAGACGCUUGUUCAUUACGAAAACUCGGUCCUGCACGAGCAUCACCACGGCGACGGGAACAGGCCUUACAGGGCACAACGCUACGGCACGUCCAGGCUUUACCACGUCUGCUACCAUGAGCUUUGCGAAGCCCAGUUUUGGUCGUUUAUCGCAUUCCUCAACUUUGUGGAAAAGGUCCAUGCUCUCACCCCGUGCAACAGCCGUCGACACGGAACCGUCCGCCUUGUGCCACACUGACGUCUGCACCGUUAUUUGGAUACCCGGUUGCCCCUCGAAGCCC